Messenger RNA from Drosophila guanche, 3781 nucleotides. RefSeq lists its product as uncharacterized. The transcript has 5 exons. Gene Ontology annotation, biological process: protein deubiquitination. Lineage: Eukaryota; Metazoa; Arthropoda; Insecta; Diptera; Drosophilidae. Bases 294 to 3611 code for a protein of 1105 amino acids. Gene Ontology annotation, cellular component: nucleus; cytosol. The record is from RefSeq and is a predicted model, not a curated record. Gene Ontology annotation, molecular function: cysteine-type deubiquitinase activity; cysteine-type endopeptidase activity.
ACUUCACAUCCCUAGUCGUCCGCUGCGGCGCAUAAUUUUACACGAAUAUAAAACACAAUUUAAUAUUGUUUGUAAAAAACCUGAAAGUGCUAGUUUGCGGCAAUGCAAAUUUCGACUUGAAGGACACCUGGAACAUCUAAAAUGCCAUGCUCGAAAUAGUCUAUAGUGAGGCAAAUUUGUAUAGUGAAAAAAUGUGAAAAGUGGUGUUGGGAAGAAGAAGAAGAGCGGAGCGGAGCAAAAUCAGACUUCUCAGCGAGUACAAGCCGUGUUGACGCGUGUGUUAGGAUGAAAAAAUGCAAGAAAAUGACUUAAACGAGCGUCAAGAGGAACCAGACAGUCUUCCACAUACAAGCAACGACACAAACAACAAAAACACAAGCUGCAUCGACAGCAGCAAACUUCAAACUCCCAGUGAGGCGGUCACGGUUACGGAUCAGCAGCAGCCCCAGGAGGAUACCAAGGAUCCGCAGAUAACUAAACAAGUAGAUUCCUUUACGACAGCUUAUUCAGAAGCAGGUGAUACAACCAGAACAGCAAGCCCCGAUAAAGUCGUCGAUCAAUCGGUGGAUGAACAGUCGUCGUCCAUAGUAGAUACAGAUAGAGAAGAGACUUUGCAGCAAAUUCCAAGACGAAAACGUCAGCGUCGUGUUUAUAUCGCCGACACCUCCCGCUGUUACAGCUUACGAUCCAAACAAGAGUCCAAAGACAAAGCUGAGACAGGGUCGAAGCAGGUGCCGACAACACCGCCGCCAGCGCAGGUCGCCUCCUCACCGACACCCACAGAAUCCACAGAGUACACUAAAUCAGAGCAAUUUAAUCCGGCAUUCUGGAAUUUGAUUGAAGAAGAGGAAGUUAAAUUCGUUGACAAAAAGCGACGUGCUGCCGGUGGACGGGGUCGCACGCGACGCGCCAAGCUACUGAGCGAACUUGGUGAAAACUACUCGCCGGAAACAGCGGCCGCUAUUGCGGCUGCACAGCUUGAGCUCGAUUCGACUGGGAAGCCAUCAUCACGUGCCACCCGUAAGAGAAACUCCGCCAUGUCGCUGUAUGACCGUCGAUACCAGAGCACCUCCGAUGAGCGGCGUGUGCCGAACGGGUAUGGCGGCAAUGGACUGCGUACAGGCAGUGCCGCCUCAUCGAGUGACAUUGAGGCGCAGGAGUUGCAGGGCCAUCAGUAUUAUGGAUCGUCAGGAGGCAGCAAUCCAACGGGCGCCGGUACGGGCCUAAAUGGCAGUGGAGCCGCUCUCAACCAUGCGCCUUCAAUGGGCACCCUCUGCAACAUUGGCAACACUUGCUACUUGAACUCGGUGGUGUACACGCUGCGCUUUGCCCCCCUGUUUCUGCACAACCUGCACCAUCUGAUCCACGAUUUGAAUGUGGUGCAGCAGACUAUAGUGCGCCAGCAGACGGCCAAAUCGGCCUCAUUGGGCCGAAACGUGAGUGCCACGCAGCUGGAGCAUGCACGCAGUUGGAGCAGCAAGGAUCUGGCAACCUCAGAGCACUUUAGCAACAGCACCAAUGGCAGCAGCGGCGGUGUCAGUGGCAGCAGCAACACAACCAACAGCUUAAUCAAGGCAAGCUUUCAGUCGGUCACGGAGAAGCUGCAUGAUCUGUACCACAGCCUACAUGGCAAUGAAAUGGCCGACUCGACAGAGCCUUACCAUGCGGACACACUGCUGCACGCAAUACAGGAUGUGAAUACCACAUUUCAGGGCAACCAGCAGCAGGAUGCCCACGAGUUUCUCAUGUGCGUCCUCAAUUGCAUACGCGAAACGAAUCAAGCUCUGAUCAAAGCCAUUGACGAAUGUCCCGAGGUCAUUGUAAAUGGUUACAUAGCCAAUCCCGAUGAGUUGGACUCUGGGGACGCUGCCCAAGAGCGUACGGAUGCAGCGAUGGCUCUGGCAAGCUCUGGCAACGGCAACACGCUGGCCACUAGUCAAACAACCACGACAAAAACGUCGUUCUUCUCACGCAAAUCGAAGAGAAAAGAUGAGGUCAAGUCAUCGAAAUCGACACGGAUACAAUCACCGCUGAAGGAUAAUAGUCCGACGGCGGGUGGCCUAACCGCUGCACCGGCGCAUUCCACUGCCAACAGUCUCUUCUAUUUGAAUACAGUUGAUCUCAGCGGCGCCAGUAACGUUGCGGCUCCAGCAGCAGCAACACCGACUGUUUCGCAGCCGGCACCAACCGCAAAGUACUCCAGUGACGAUGAAAUGAACCCGGCCAGUGCGCUUAAGGAUAGCAUGCGAUUGAAGGACCGUAUACUGGAUCCGAAUAUUAACUUCUUCAAUGCCGACUUUGAGGGCGUUGUGGUGCUGACCACCAAGUGUCUCAGCUGUGAGACGGUUACAAAGCAAAAGCAGGGCAUGCUUGACAUCUCCGUGCCGAUAACAGGCUGCGACACUGCCGACCUGCAGGACAAGCCCAGCACCUACAUUCAGAAUUCUUGCAUCACAAAGGAAUACUUUCAGGGUGAUAACAAAUAUAGUUGCAGUCAAUGCACCGGCUACACUGAGGCCAUACGCUCAAUAUCGUACGAGGUGCUGCCUCGUCUGCUGGUCGUUCAGCUGAAUCGCUUCUCGGGCGGCAUGCAAAAGGUGAGCACGUAUGUGCCCACGACCUUUACCCUGCCCUGCUUCUGCGCCAAGUGCUGCGAGCUGAGCGACGGCAACAAGCUGCAUGUGUACAAGCUGUACAGCGUGAUAACCCAUGUGGGCGCCACACUCAGUGUGGGCCAUUACAUUGCCUACACGUGCUUCCUGGAUCUGCCCAGUGACUAUAUAAACUGCCCAAAGGAUCGACGGAACACAAUGUCGGGAUCACAGACACAGCACUCGGCGGCUGCGGCGUCCUCCAAUGAGAAUACGGCACCAAAUAACGGAAGCAGCCAUGUGGCCAGCACACCCGUAUCCGCGGCUGCCUCGGUCCUGGCCUCCUCUGGCACUAGUCUGAUAAAAAAGAUGAAAUUUGGCCGCAGCAAGGCGUCGAGCAGCGGCGACAUGAGCAAAAAUGUAAAGCAACUGAAUGGCAUCAGCAGCAAGAACAUCACCAAUGGCAUUGGUAAACUGAGCAUGAACACCACCUGCCAUGGCGUGAGCUGCUGCGCCAUGCGCCUGUGCUGCAGUCAGCAACCAAGUGGCGCCGCCGGGAACAGCAACUCGGCCAGUUGUAGUGACUUCAGCGAGGAGUCCCUGCAGAAUGGCAGCAACAGCAAUCUCAGCCAUGGCAGUGGCAGUGGAGCAGCAGGCGGCAGCAGCAGCAUCAACAGCAGCAAUGUUCUGCCAAAUUAUCCUACGGGUUAUGGCAGUACGGGACGUGGCGGUGUCAAGGCCAACUAUGCACACGGCGGCACGGAUCCCAUUUGGUACAUGUGCGAUGAUGACAAGAUCAAGGCGAUGACACAGCGAGAGUUCGAGGAACUGUUGUCCCCAUCACGGAAGAUAACCAUAACUCCAUACUUGCUUUUCUAUGCACGAUUCGAUCUGCAGCCGCCAUCGAAGGCAUCGGGCACAACAUCCUCAACGCCGCCACCGCCAUCUGCGUCAUCGCAAAGCUCCUGGUCGAAUGAGGCAUUGUCCGGCAGCGGUGGGGGAGGUGCGCAUAAGAUUUGAGGGUAUGCGAAAAAGCAGAGGAAACAGCAGCAUUAAUCAACAAGCCAAGCAUGUGCGAUACGUAUUGGCAUACUGAUAGAAUCGGAUAGGAUCGGAUUGGAUGUGUCUCUAGAAUAAUAUAAUAAGAAGAUGAAGUCUGUUUGUUAAACAAUAUAAUCGUACUAAGAAGA